Molecule: messenger RNA, 883 nt
Organism: Suillus fuscotomentosus
Lineage: Eukaryota; Fungi; Basidiomycota; Agaricomycetes; Boletales; Suillaceae
Product: Vps51/Vps67-domain-containing protein
Exons: 4
Coding region: 76-681 (201 amino acids)
Biological process (GO): endocytic recycling; Golgi vesicle transport; retrograde transport, endosome to Golgi
Cellular component (GO): GARP complex; EARP complex; membrane
Source: RefSeq, a predicted model, not a curated record
CCGAGUUGUUGCCGGUGCACCGGCACGUGAUCGCGUCAUUGGACCGUUAAUUGGAGUAAGUAUCAUCAUCACCUCAUGUCCACCGCACAGUCUACACCUACAUCCCCAACGGCCCAUCGUGUGAAGUCAGCUCCUAGAGUGGUCUCGUCUCCGCUGAGACCAACGUCUCCUCAAAGCUCUUCAACCGUACUUCCGUCCAAUUCUCGUCGAUCCUCGCUUGGUGUCGGACAAACGCCUCGGACAAAAACACCUCCAGGGCCUCUUGCAAAGUCUCGUGCUAGAGAUCUCUUGAGGAAGCACUAUGGCCUCGGAGUAGGUCCACCACCACCUAUACCUGGAAGAUCAGACGACCCCAUGGAUCUAGAUUCAGCAGCCUUUGACGCAAAAUCGUACUACGAACAACUUAUAACCGCAUCAUCUUUGUCGGCUCUGCUGAAGCGAGAGAAUGACCUACUGACAGAAAUACGACAACUUGAUGGCGAUAGGCAGUCUCUGGUUUACAACCACCAUCAUGAGCUGAUUGCAGCUAGUGAUACAAUAGCUGCGAUGAAGACACGGGCGGAGGGCUUGGACGCGGACCUUGACCUACUUAAAGCAGCGUUCUCAGAAAUAUCUCGCUUGGGUGCUAAAGUUUCCAUUGAGGAACAGCCUCAGCAUGCAGAUGGGAACUCCGAUUCAUGAGUGCCUCCGCGGUCAUCGCUGAGCGCUGAGGAUACGGCCUCGGCCCCACAAAUAUACAUGACGUAACAAAGGGUUUUUAUUUAUUUAUACAGGAUUCCCGCAAGCUCCAGGCUUGCAAUGGUACAAUAUAACUAUAUGGAAUAAUGAUACGCGAGUCCAGCAUGUUCUCCCCAUCAAGCCUUCACAUGAAGUUCCACCUGCC